AUGCAUCUUCGUCCAUAUGAACCCCGGGAUAUCUCCUCCAUCGCCACGAUCACGGCUCUCUGUAACCUCACAGACCCUUUAGAAUGUUUCCGAAAUCGGAAUAUGGAAACAUGGUGGCUUACGUAUCGAAAUUCUGUGAUGCGAGAGCUGAAAAUGAUGCUUUUGAUGCCAAGCGUUGUUUGUGUGGUUGUGGAGGGGGACGCGGGGGAUGCUGUUUUGGAACGGGAUGUAGAACGUGAUGUGCGUAAUGAGGUUGUUGGAUUGGCGAUUUGGGAAAGAGAGGGGGAAGGGAAAGAGCAAAGAGGGAGUUUUUGGUCUGGUAUGGGAGGUCUGGGGUAUGGUUUUGCGGUUAAGCUAAUGUUGGUUACAGAACUCAAUCGAUUCUUACACUCUACAACUAUGAAAUACUUCUCUUUCUGGGAUCCCACUGCUCAUCGCAAGAAUGCCGCGCUGUUGCAACCUGUAAUCUCUGCUGAAUGUCCAGAAGCUACGUUCAAGAAAUUCUGGCAUUUACAUGGUCUAUUUAUCUUGCCAACGUGCCAGAGACGUGGCUUAGGCGCCUUAGCCUUACAGUGGGGAAUAGAUCAAGCCACGUCUGAACAUGUUCCGAUAGUUGUAAAUGCUAGUUCAAGGGGUGUUGGGUUGUAUGAAAAGAUGGGAUUCCGUGGUGUCAUGAAACAGGAAUUUGAUCAAUUCUUUGAAACGGGGGAAAGGGGGAUGUGGGUUAUGGUUUGGAAUCCUGAAGGUCAUGAAAAAUUAAAUUAG
Messenger RNA from Glarea lozoyensis ATCC 20868, 765 nucleotides. Its product is annotated as Acyl-CoA N-acyltransferases (Nat). The transcript has a single exon. Lineage: Eukaryota; Fungi; Ascomycota; Leotiomycetes; Helotiales; Helotiaceae. Bases 1 to 765 code for a protein of 254 amino acids. Gene Ontology annotation, molecular function: acyltransferase activity, transferring groups other than amino-acyl groups. The record is from RefSeq and is a predicted model, not a curated record.